AGGCUUUGAAACUGACCUUCAGAGCUCCGCUCCCUCCCAGCACCAUGCCUUACAACUGCUGCCUGCCCAACCUGAGCUGCCGCUCCAGCUGCCCCUCCCGGCCCUGCGUGGCCCCCAGCUGCCAUAACAUCCCCCUGCCCGGGGCCUGCAACAUCCCCGCCAAUGUGGGCAACUGUGGCUGGUUCUGCGAGGGCUCCUUCAACGGCAGCGAGAAGGAGACCAUGCAGUUCCUGAAUGACCGCCUGGCCAGCUACCUGGAGAAGGUGCGCCAGCUGGAGCGGGAGAAUGCAGAGCUGGAGUGCCUCAUCCGGGAGCGGUGCCAGCAGCAGGAGCCCUUGAUGUGCCCCAGCUACCAGUCCUACUUCCGGACCAUCGAGGAGCUCCAGCAGAAGAUCCUGUGCACCAAGGCGGAGAAUACCAGGCUGGUGGUGCAGAUUGACAACGCCAAGCUGGCUGCGGAUGACUUCAGAACCAAGUACGAGACGGAGCUGGGCUUGCGGCAGCUGGUGGAGUCGGACAUCAACAGCCUGCGCAGGAUCCUGGACGAGCUGACCCUGUGCAAGUCCGACCUGGAGGCCCAGGUGGAGUCCCUGAAGGAGGAGCUGCUCUGCCUUAAGCAGAACCACGAGCAGGAAGUCAACACCCUGCGUUGCCAGAUUGGGGACCGCCUCAACGUGGAGGUGGACGCUGCCCCCACGGUGGACCUGAACCGCGUGCUCAAUGAGACCAGGUGUCAGUAUGAGGCCCUGGUGGAGACCAACCGCAGGGACGUGGAGGAAUGGUACAACACCCAGACUCAGGAGCUGAACAAGCAGGUGGUGUCCAGCUCGGAGCAGCUGCAGACCUGCCAGGCAGAGAUCAUUGAGCUGAGACGCACGGUCAAUGCCCUGGAGAUCGAGCUGCAGGCCCAGCACAACCUGAGGGACUCUCUGGAGAACACGCUGACAGAGACGGAGGCCCGCUACAGCUCCCAGCUGUCCCAGAUGCAGUGCAUGAUCACCAACGUGGAGUCCCAGCUGGCCGAGAUCAGGGGCGACCUGGAGCGACAGAACCAGGAGUACCAGGUGCUGCUGGACGUCCGGGCGCGGCUGGAGUGUGAGAUUAACACGUAUCGGGGCCUGCUGGAGAGCGAGGAUUGCAAGCUCCCCUGCAACCCCUGUGCCACAACCAACGCGUGUGACAAGCCCAUCGGGCCCUGCAUCACCAAUCCCUGUGCCCCUUGUGGCCCCCGCAUCCGCUGUGCGCCCUGCAGCACCUUUGGGUGCUAG
Messenger RNA from Hipposideros armiger (great roundleaf bat), 1268 nucleotides. Its product is annotated as keratin, type I cuticular Ha3-I. The transcript is spliced from 7 exons. Gene Ontology annotation, cellular component: cytoskeleton. The record is from RefSeq and is a predicted model, not a curated record. NCBI's taxonomy places the organism in Eukaryota, Metazoa, Chordata, Mammalia, Chiroptera, Hipposideridae. Gene Ontology annotation, molecular function: structural molecule activity. The coding region runs from base 45 to 1268 and encodes 407 amino acids. Gene Ontology annotation, biological process: intermediate filament organization; epithelial cell differentiation.